Messenger RNA from Oncorhynchus masou masou (cherry salmon), 528 nucleotides. Its product is annotated as protein mono-ADP-ribosyltransferase PARP12-like. The annotation marks the transcript as partial. The transcript is spliced from 4 exons. The record is from RefSeq and is a predicted model, not a curated record. NCBI's taxonomy places the organism in Eukaryota, Metazoa, Chordata, Actinopteri, Salmoniformes, Salmonidae. Gene Ontology annotation, cellular component: nucleus. Gene Ontology annotation, molecular function: NAD+ poly-ADP-ribosyltransferase activity; NAD+-protein mono-ADP-ribosyltransferase activity.
GAAUAUAAGGAGGAGGAAGAGAACUAUGAGCAGAGCACAUCUCGUCAGUCUGCCUCAGACAGGGGGAGCCACGUUGAGUGGCAGCUGUAUGAAGGAGAGAGAUGGCUUAGUAUUGGCAAUGACCAUGUGAUCGAGACCCACUACUGCCAGCCUGGGGCCAAAGGAAUGAACAUCUACCCAUCACACAUGGGGCAGGUCUAUAUAGAUUUUGAUCAGAUUGAGGCUCAAAAUGCUGCCAUGAGUGUACGGCGACUCACGUUCCUACCUCAGGCUCAAAGUGAAGACAUCGGGUGGUAUUUCAAAGACGAUCUAAUAUGGCGUGAAUACGGUUCUUUGGGUCCAGGUCAGGGCUCGUCCUCAGUCAGUAGUGGUGAUGUGGAACGACAGUACAUCCUCAGACCUCAGGGGACCGUCCACUUCACUGUGGGGAGCAUCAGCUACACCUUAGACUUCACAGGUAGACUCCACACAGGGCCAUAUUCAUUAAAUAAUAAUAAAAAUAAUAAAUCCCAUUUAGCAGACGCUUUU